UCUGCUCACACAAUUAAUUAAUAUCAUGGUUGAGUUCACCACUACUGUAAAACUAGACCAAGAGAUGCCCACUUACAGCCGUGUGUCAGGUGGGGGAGGGUAUUUAUUACUCUGCCUUUAGCUGAAUAGGAGGCACGAGUCAUUUUAUGAGUAUUUAGGGGAAAACAGUUUCCUCUCGCCUCACAGAACGUAACUGUUUAUUAAUCUAUAAUUCUUCCAACUAUGAAAUCCCAGAAGUCGUGGUCCCAAGGAGAAGAGUCCUUGUAUGUUUGAGUUCAUUCAUUUUCAAGUGGCCUGUCGAGCUCCCAGACCGCUUUAAUACCUAGAGAAAUCCGUUUCCUCUGAGCCAAAGUCGGCCUCCCGCCUGCAUCCCCGCCGCCCCACUGGUCGGUGCCGAGACGUCGAGGCCAGUCACCACCUCCUCCUCCUCCAGCCGGGCGGACCGCGCCAGUCCGCUUCUGUGGGGGCGACACCCAGCCCGCAGGCCACACGCCCCGCGUGUGCGGCGCCUUUAUUUACUUCGCUCAAGAGUCACCAGCCCCCCUCCUAACAAGUCUGGAAAGCAUUCGGGCGACGCGAUGCUGGGGACACUGGUCUGGAUGCUCGCGGUCGGCUUCCUGCUGGCACUGGCGCCGGGCCGCGCGGCGGGUGCGCUGAGGACCGGGAGGCGCCCGGCGCGGCCGCGGGACUGCGCGGACCGGCCGGAGGAGCUCCUGGAGCAGCUGUACGGGCGGCUGGCGGUCGGCGUGCUCAGCGCCUUCCACCACACGCUGCAGCUCGGGCCGCGCGAGCAGGCGCGCAACGCCAGCUGCCCCGCCGGGGGCCGGCCCGCAGACCGCCGCUUCCGGCCGCCCACCAACCUGCGCAGCGUCUCGCCCUGGGCUUACAGGAUUUCGUACGACCCUGCUCGCUUCCCGAGGUACCUGCCUGAGGCCUACUGCCUGUGCCGUGGCUGCCUGACCGGGCUCUUUGGUGAGGAGGACUUCCGCUUCCGCAGCACACCUGUCUACUCCCCAGCCGUAGUGCUGCGCCGCACGGCGGCCUGCGCGGGCGGCCGCUCAGUCUAUGCCGAACACUACGUCACCAUCCCGGUGGGCUGCACCUGCGUGCCGGAGCCGGACAAGGCCUCGGACGGCGCCAACUCCAGCAUGGACAAGCCAGGAGCCAAGCUGCUGCUCGGGCCCGACAGGCCAGCCGGGCGCUGAUGACGAUGGGACUGGGGCUGGCCGGCACCACCCAGCUUCCUGCGGGCUUCUGUCCCCCCAACCCAUCCCCACCCCUCUCACACACUCCCAUUGUCCAUCCCUGUCCCCGCGGCUUCCUACUAUUUCCGAAGGAACAGCUACAUAAGCUUUAAGUAUAUUUGUAUUUUUCAAAGUAGACACUACAUACCUAAGGCUAUUUUGAGUAGAGGCAGAAACUAUUUUCAUAUUAGUAAUUUAGAGCAAGCAUGUUAUUUUUAAAAUUUUCUUGACAUACAAGCGAAUUAUAAACAUCCGUUUUCCUCUAAUAGGAUUCUUGCGUCCAUAAUUGUGGUGCUCAGAUAAACUUCUUUUAGCCGACACUGUGCCCUGUCUCUGAGUUCAGCCUUUUGCCAAGGCUCACCAAGGUGAAAUGGGUGCUCUGAAUCUGUGCCCUGAAGGCCUCUCAGGUCAAAAGAGAGAGGGAUUUGAAGGGUCUCCGGUUCUAGAAACCAACUUCUCUUCUGUUCUUUAGCAUAUGGAUGGUCUCAACUUUAUGACAGUUUAAUUUUUUUUUUUUUUUUUUUUUGGUGUUUUUUCUUCCACUUUUGAAAUCCACUGGUCCAAAUUUAUGGCAGGAGGUGGAAUGUGACAGCUUAGACAGUUCUCAGGGAGCUCCAAACACAUAUGGGCUUAGUUUUAUGGGCUUUUGGCUCAAGCCAAGCCUGUGGAGGAAGAGGGAGGGGGUGUGGAGGCCUUUCUCUGGGUAUUAAACUGGGGGCUAAAUCCUUACUCUCAUUUAAGUGGGAAAUCUGCCCCGAGCAUAUUUGUAAAAGUUCUGUCUACACCACUAAAACAAUGGUAGCUGAAGGA
Phodopus roborovskii (desert hamster) is the source of this 2054-nucleotide messenger RNA. RefSeq names its product interleukin 17D (gene Il17d). The record is from RefSeq and is a predicted model, not a curated record. Lineage: Eukaryota; Metazoa; Chordata; Mammalia; Rodentia; Cricetidae. Gene Ontology annotation, biological process: inflammatory response. The transcript is spliced from 3 exons. The coding region runs from base 579 to 1205 and encodes 208 amino acids. Gene Ontology annotation, molecular function: cytokine activity. Gene Ontology annotation, cellular component: extracellular region.